Molecule: messenger RNA, 480 nt
Organism: Symbiodinium necroappetens
Lineage: Eukaryota; Dinophyceae; Suessiales; Symbiodiniaceae
Source: the annotation of a GenBank genome assembly
AUGACGACCGUCACCCAGAAGCAGAUCAAGCUCUCCGUCUCCCGCGUCAUCGACGCGCCGCGCGCCGAGCUCUUCCUCGCCUGGCUCGACCCCGAGUUCCGCAAGCGUUGGUGGCUCAACGACAAGAACGAGGGCCCCAUCUCCGUCGAGAUCGACGGGCGCACGGGCGGCACGUACAGGAUCACCCAGACGCACGAUUCGUGCGAUCACGACGAGCCGGACGGCUACGUCUGGAUCAUCGAGGGCGAGUUCCUCGAGGUCACGCCCAACGACCGCAUCGUCUUCACCUGGAACGUCAACCACACGUCCGAGCCGGUCAGGGACCAGCGCGUCACCGUCGACUUCGAGGACGCGCCGAACGGCACGAAGGUCACGAUCACCCACGAGGGGAUGAUGUCCGAGUCCAUCGCCAGCGGCACCGAGCAGGGCUGGGGCGGGAUGCUGGAAAAUCUCGAGAAGGCGAUCGGUGCCGCCCGGUGA